Messenger RNA from Annulohypoxylon maeteangense, 2527 nucleotides. Its product is annotated as kinase-like protein. Gene Ontology annotation, molecular function: protein serine/threonine kinase activity; ATP binding. The record is from RefSeq and is a predicted model, not a curated record. Lineage: Eukaryota; Fungi; Ascomycota; Sordariomycetes; Xylariales; Hypoxylaceae. The coding region runs from base 605 to 2314 and encodes 569 amino acids. Gene Ontology annotation, biological process: peptidyl-serine phosphorylation; peptidyl-threonine phosphorylation. The transcript is spliced from 3 exons.
GGUGGUAUGAAUUAACUUAUCAAUAUUAGAAAAUGCGUAUGGGUAUUGCGGUUACUGUUGAAGAAGAUAUCGGAUGCCUGCCCGUGGAUUAAUCCACCUCAGUUCACUAGGUGCUUUGGAAGACUGCUGGGCACUUAGGUAAGUCCUUUAUCAUGGCAAGUAUUCUGUUCUGAACUUCCACCACCAUCAUUCACCGAAAAUGUGCAACAAGGGUCAUUAGAUAUGCCUCGUAGAGAGUGUAAGGCUGCGUGCGGGCUUUGUCUAGCUAAAUACUACAAGGCAACGUGGCUGUUGCCUACCUCGUUGCCUACCUCACUGCCUUAGAUGAUAGGCGCCUUAAUCUACUUGGUUGCCUCUUUUCGAGACUUGUGUAUGGAUUGAAUGUGUAUAAAUAUACAGGAGGGCUACGAGCGAGUAGAAAUAAACUUAGUGAUUGUGGGUGUUCUUUUCCAAACGUCUCGGUCCAUUAUUACUCCAAUAGUACAGAUACUAUAGGUUUCAACAUAUACCUUCUAGCAUUUAUUCAAACCCUUCAGGUACAUUAUCUUCUACUGUCAUUGGAUCAUAAAGGAAAGAAGUUCAUACUUCAAGGCAUAUUCUAGAAAUGAGCGGGAUCGGUUAUCAACGCCAUCAUACAAAAUACCAUGACCGUGGCAACCAAAUUCGACUCGAUCAUCGGAAUGCACAUAACCUUGAUCUGAUUGUACAAAAUGGACUACCUCCCAGAGACAAUCGUACUCUCUCGGACAUUUUAUGGGAAGCCAAAACCUCCUGCCCCCUCAAUAGCGCCAAUUGCUUCAUACCCUUCGAUAAGCUUAGUUUAGCUCUGAAUCGGCAUCUUGCGCAACUUGCUCUUGGACCAAGUGACAUAUCGGAAAGCAAGAAGGAAGCUUUGUUAAAUAAGAUAUGUGUCGACUGGUCCACUCCAGGUCACCCUUCAUUCUUCAGGAUAUUUGCUAUUUUGGUAAUGUGCGACAAUCCCGGGUGCAUUAGUAAGUUCAUUGAACUGAAAAUUGAUGAUUCUUGUCUCCCGUUGCCAAACAUAGAAAGGAAAGGGAAUGGUAUCAAAGUUUCAUCUUUGCGGUAUGAAAAUAGUCGCAAAAUUCCUAAUUCCAAGUUGGAAGAGCUCUUCAAAGACCAACGAGUUUGGACCCGGAACAAUCUGAACAGCUUCAAUUCCUAUCAGUGGUGGGCUAUCGCCCCCUUUUUUAGCCGACCCGAGAAAAUCAUUCCUCAUUACGUCUUGGAAGCGAAUGACAUGCUACCAUUCACCGAGAAAACGAACAAAAUUGAUAUUGAUAUGCAAUCACUAGAUCAAGACGUCAAGGAUCUAAUGUUGCAAGGAGGUUUCGGCGACGUUUUCAUAGUGAAACUACAUCCGUCCCAUUACAGCUUUCACGAUCAACCCUAUAGCGACGGCUCUCACUCAUUCGCACUCAAGUGCCUAAAAUCUCGAAACCCUGCCGAAUUCAAAUUGGAGGUCGAUGCUCUCAGAAAGUAUAAUUACGGCAUUGAUGACCACUUGAUUCCUCUGCUAGCCACGAUUGAGAAAGACGACGACGUGGGUAAAUAUUACAUGCUGUUUCCAAAGGCAAAUGGUGAUUUGCGACACUUCUGGGAGAGACAGUUCUGCAUUAAUCCGGAUGACUCAUUGAUACCUUGGAUGGCCAAGCAGUCCGUCGGAAUCGCAGGGGCGCUAUCCAUACUCCACAAGGACCAGAAUAUGGACAAUGGACAGGAUUUCCCCAUUUACGGCCGCCAUGGAGAUAUAAAAGCUGGCAAUAUUCUCUGGUUUGCUAAGCCAGGCGUUCCAGGCCCUGAAGGAUGGUGCUUGGUACUUUCUGAUUUCGGUUUAACGACAUUUCACCGUGCCAUAUCUAUUUCCAUCCAAACCGCCAGCAAGCUCAGCAGAACCAUCACAUACCAAGCUCCAGAGUUUGAGCUUGAGGGGAGAAAGGUGUCUAGGAAGUCAGAUAUCUGGGCUCUCGGAUGUACAUUCCUGGACUUUAUCACGUGCUACAUCAGAGGAUACGAUGCCGUAGAUCGAGAAUUCCCUAGCAUCCGAGGAGCACUUGAUAAGAACAGCAUAAGUGAGGAUAAGUUCUAUUGGAUUUCGAAAGAUGGUCGCAGCGCUAAACUGAAGCCAUCUGUGAAAGAGUGGAUCUCCGAUCUUCGCCAACGUCCAAAAUGCUCUGAAUAUCUGAGGAAGUUCCUCACCUUCAUCGAAGUCAAAAUGCUAUGCAUUGAGGUGGCAGGCCGCCCGACAGCAUCUGAUGUCGCACAUUACCUAGAGAGUCUUCGGAAAACUCUAUAAUGGGCGAUAUACAAGAAACGAUAUGGGAAACUGAGAGGCUUUUUGAUUUGGUAUCAUCAUGCUAGCUACUGAGUAGUAGAUGGAGUGUUCUUUUACAGGUUUUAAGGCUAGAGGGGCGUCAAACGACAAAUAGAGAAAAUCGGAUUAUUACAUUCAUAGUCAUUUUGGGUUGGUUAUCACCGUUUAGGAGGCCGAGAUGCAGGAAGCAAUGGU